Plasmodium falciparum 3D7 is the source of this 945-nucleotide messenger RNA. RefSeq lists its product as uncharacterized. The record is from RefSeq and is a predicted model, not a curated record. NCBI's taxonomy places the organism in Eukaryota, Apicomplexa, Aconoidasida, Haemosporida, Plasmodiidae.
AUGGAGUUAAUUGAUGCGGGAUGCUUUAUUUCUCAAAUGAAUGAACUUCUAUUAAUUGAUCCUCUUUACAUAAACUAUGUUAUUACAAAUUAUUUUAAUAAUUAUAUAAAUGAUAAGAAUGUAUUGUUACCUCAGGAAGGUUUAAAUGGUGUAUACUUUGAGAACGCCAAAGCUGGGUUAUGGUCAUCAUUUGCCAUAAGAGAGAAAACUUCUUUCUCAUCUUAUAAUAUGACCGAAGAAGGUUAUGGUAAUAACUCGACUUAUAAUAUGUAUUCAAAUAAGGGUUAUAAUAAUGAAAUGGUUCAUUCAUUUAUUUGUUUCAAUAAUUCAGAGUUAAUGCAUCAAUAUUUAACUAUUGAUAAAAUUAAUGAACUGAAUUGGAAAACAUAUGAAGUGAACAAUAGUAAUGUAGGUAUAAAAAAAAAUGAUAACAAGAGUGAUCAUAUAAAUGAUAAUGAUGAUAAUAAAAAUGAUAACAAGAGUGAUCAUAUAAAUGAUAAUGAUGAUAAUAAAAAUGAUAACAAGAAUGAUCAUAUAAAUGAUAAUAGUAAUAAUAAUAAAUAUAAUAAUAAUUGUGUCUCAAAAUAUUUCACAAACAUACUAACAAUCGAAGGAGGACAAGUUGGAUUAUUUUGUGUUGAAUCAAUUAAAAAAUGUUCCAAUAUUCUUCUUGAGAAACAUGCAAAACCUGAUAUUAAUAGUAAAGAAGAAUUAGAUAUAUUAUUUAAUAAAAAUAUGAAUAAUUUAUAUCCAUGGUAUAAUAAAAUAUGUAAUAUGACAUUAUCAUCAUCUAUCACUAUUAUUGAUUUUAUUGAUAUGCCCAUUGGAAGUGUUUGUGUAUCUUCAUCAGAUUGUGUUUUUAAUUAUUUAUGCGAAGUAGUAACAGAUGAUAUUACAGGGGAAAUCUGGGCCAUAAGAGUUAAUUUCCUGAACCCACUAAAAUGA